AUGUUUUCCACGAUGGACGAGAAGAAAGUCAAAUCAAGUGCCGAGCUUGAAGACCAAGGCAUCAUAUGUAGCGAGCAGAUCCUGGUGCCCGUUAUCACCAGUCUUGGCCACAAGGACGCGCGCGCGCUCGCGCGCGCUUGCUGCCUGUGCCGCGCGUUCAACGCCGCGGGCUCCGCUGGCCCCCUCUGGAAGGAGAUCUGCCGGGCGCGCUGGCCGGAUAUUCCGCUAGAGGGGCUCGCAACUCUUGUAACCUUUGUGGGGGGAUUCAAAAAGCUGUACGCAGUGCCCCGGUACUUGGAAGUCGUGAGCUUCAAAUGCACGAAGGAGGUGCAAGCGAUUCUUCCGGGAAGGGGCGCCGGGUUGGGAAUUUUCAUCAAGCGGGUUCCGUUCCUUUUGUCGCUCAAUAAGCUGUCCCCGGGCCUGAUCCUCGCUCCGGCUGCAAAACCGUUUGACGUGGCAGAGUUUGGUUGGGGCGUGGUAUCUGAAGAUCAGGUUCAAAAGAAUGCGGCCAAGCCGGGGGUAGGGAAGGAGCUGUACCCGUUUCAUAUGCGAGAGUUUAUAGAAGGGUUUGGAACCGUUUGGGACCUGAACAUGGAGGUCAAGCGGUCCGUACUGUCCGGAUACGAGAUCACGCGUGGGGUGACCUCGCACUUCGACAGAGCAACAAAACACAGCUCAGAGGUCCCGUUCAAGCUGCCAGGUUGUGAGAUCCACCGCAAACCAAAGCGGCGCCAAGGAUUUGCCGGCGAAGAGGCGGAGCUGUAUGUUUUUCCGAUUGAAAAGUAG
This is a messenger RNA of Klebsormidium nitens, 786 nucleotides long. Lineage: Eukaryota; Viridiplantae; Streptophyta; Klebsormidiophyceae; Klebsormidiales; Klebsormidiaceae. The record is from the annotation of a GenBank genome assembly.